This is a messenger RNA of Fulvia fulva, 993 nucleotides long. RefSeq lists its product as uncharacterized. The record is from RefSeq and is a predicted model, not a curated record. Lineage: Eukaryota; Fungi; Ascomycota; Dothideomycetes; Mycosphaerellales; Mycosphaerellaceae. Bases 1 to 993 code for a protein of 330 amino acids. The transcript is spliced from 2 exons. Gene Ontology annotation, molecular function: protein binding.
AUGUCUUUGUUCAGCCAGACAUUCAAGAGUCGACUACGCUGCCAGCAGUUCUUCCGAAUAGGUGCCACGACCCGACCACGAGGUGCAGAGUAUUCAUCUGGGCGGCACACAAUGGCGUCGAGCAUGAAGCUGUUCUUGGAAGCUCUACAAGGCGAGCAAGUCUCUCUCGAGGUAGGACCCGACGAUAACACCACAAUGUACACCCCUUCGAAAGCCAUCCUGUGCAGCGGAUCCAGGUGGUUUGACGCGGCGUUCAAAGACGGCCGCUUCCAGGAAAGUCAAUCGGGCAGCAUUAGGCUUCCAGACGACUGUCCUGAAGCAUUUGGAGCUCUUCUCUACUACGUUCAUCAAGACUCUCUCGUGUGGACCACGUGGCCUGAAGACAGCGACGAGUGUGGCGAGCAACUCUGGUUGUGCUUCAAGGUCUGGCUUCUUGGCGACAAGUACCUUCUGGAGGAUCUCCAGAAUACUGUCAUGGAGAGAAUCUGUGCUCUGCUGAUCAGUGUCGACUCAGCUGGAGAGGCGAUGCCUGUAGCAGUGGAAGUGCUAGCGAUGUGUUACGAGGCCUGCCCGGAGGGCUUACCAUUGAGGGUCAUCAUCGCGGAUCACGUUGUCAACAGAAUGAGAAACAGCCCGUCUGCCUUUGCGAGGGCAGGGCCUCUCGCAAGCUUGCCAGCAUUCCUGCCACUUCUGCAUUCAUCAGAGACAGCUCUCCACACCAACCCUGAUACAUUCCCUCGCUACCGUAAGCCACGCGCAAACACGGACUUGCUCUGGAUCCCACCUCCAGGCAGCACACCUCAACAAAGCAGUAAACGCGGCCUGCCAGUCGUGUACAGGAACAACUGGAAUGUGCUGCCUACGUGUUGCGAAGUCUGCGGGUUCUGUCUCGAAGAGAGAGAGAGUCCGCGACUCUACUGUAAGGACCACGCCUCGACCAAGUGUAUCUGUACGAAAAGUUUGACUGUGGCUUGUAAAGAGUGUCGUCCGUAG